AUGCUCCUUGGAAUCUCCGCACUUCUUAUUUCCGCCACCUUCCUACUCUACAACCACCCACCGCGGACAUGGCUGCAGUUUUUCAGAGAAUGGAGCCAAAGGGGGCUCGCCGCACCUCCCAAAGCCGACAGCAAGCCAGAUGAUCCGAAGCCGAACCAAACCACCUCGGAAAUUCCACAGAAAACUCCGUCGCAGGCAGCCGCAGAAGAGCGGAAGCCUCCCGUGAGCAUACAGAUCCCGCACCUGGACGGACCGCCGUCCGAGGGCAGCGAGUCGGCGCAGACAACCCCCAAAGCCACGACCUUCCCGGCCGUCCCGACUUUCACAGUCGCCUCCUCUGACAAUGGCGACAACGACGACGAAGAUGACGAAGAAGACAACCUACCUCCUCCCUCCUUCCCCGCCAUGAACUCCGCACAGCGCGCCUCCUCCGGCCCCGCGCUCGUCCCUUCCGCCCCUAGGUCGCCGCCGAAGCUAAAGCCGCUGCCGACCCAGCAGCAGCCGUCCUCCGCCGCAGCGCUCAUGCCGCCCCCACCCGCGCCUCCGCGCCUGGCGCCCACACCACAACUACAACAGCAGCGCGCAGGCGGGCUGAUGCCGCCGCCGCGCAUGCCCGCAAGCUCUCUCCGCACCGGCCCGUCCGGCCCGCUGCCGAACAGAGGGCCGCCUGGCGGAGGUUCCUCUUCUUCGAACAGCCUGGGAUUGCCCAUGGCGGCGCCGGUCAAGACGCCCAACCCGCGCGCCAAGGUGUCGCUGACACCCGGUCACUCGCCGCUUGACUGGGCAGCGCUGGUCAAGUCGGGCGCGAACCUGUCGGGUGUCGGCUCGCUGCGCCGCGUCACGCCGUCGGAGCUGAAGAAGUACAAUGGCCGGAAGAACAGGCAGACGGGCGAGGUGACGCCUGCGUGGAGUGCGUACCAGGGGAAGGUGUACAAUAUUACGCCUUACCUGCCGUAUCAUCCUGGUGGCGAGGGAGAGCUAAGGAGGGCGGCAGGAAAGGAUGGGGAGAAGCUGUUCAACGAGGUGCAUCCAUGGGUGAAUUGGGAUAACAUGCUGAGCGAGUGUGUGGUGGGCAUUUUAGUGCCUGAGCAUAGUGCAGAGGAGCCUGCUGCGAGCAGUUUGGAUGAUAUGGAUUGA
This is a messenger RNA of Lasiodiplodia theobromae, 1137 nucleotides long. RefSeq names its product Heme steroid binding protein. The transcript has a single exon. The coding region runs from base 1 to 1137 and encodes 378 amino acids. The record is from RefSeq and is a predicted model, not a curated record. Lineage: Eukaryota; Fungi; Ascomycota; Dothideomycetes; Botryosphaeriales; Botryosphaeriaceae. Gene Ontology annotation, molecular function: heme binding.